CGAAUUUUCAACGUUCUUGGGGAGCCUGUUGACAAUUUGGGUCCUGUAGAUAGUAGUGCAACGUUCCCUAUUCAUAGAUCUGCGCCUGCCUUUAUCGAGUUAGAUACGAAAUUAUCCAUCUUUGAAACAGGUAUUAAGGUCGUCGAUCUUUUAGCUCCUUAUCGACGUGGAGGAAAAAUAGGACUAUUUGGGGGGGCUGGAGUAGGUAAAACAGUACUGAUCAUGGAAUUAAUCAAUAACAUUGCUAAAGCUCAUGGGGGCGUAUCCGUAUUCGGUGGAGUAGGGGAACGGACUCGUGAAGGAAAUGAUCUUUAUAUGGAAAUGAAGGAAUCCGGAGUAAUUAAUGAAAAAAAUAUUGAGGAAUCAAAGGUAGCUCUAGUCUAUGGCCAAAUGAAUGAACCACCGGGAGCUCGUAUGAGAGUUGGUUUAACUGCCCUAACUAUGGCAGAAUAUUUCCGAGAUGUUAAUAAGCAAGACGUGCUUUUAUUUAUCGAUAAUAUCUUUCGUUUUGUUCAAGCAGGAUCAGAGGUAUCCGCUUUAUUAGGGAGAAUGCCCUCCGCAGUGGGUUAUCAACCUACUCUUAGUACAGAAAUGGGUUCUUUGCAAGAAAGAAUUGCUUCUACUAAAAAGGGAUCUAUAACUUCGAUUCAAGCAGUUUAUGUACCUGCAGACGAUUUGACCGACCCUGCCCCUGCCACAACAUUUGCACAUUUGGAUGCUACUACCGUACUUUCCAGAGGAUUAGCUUCCAAGGGUAUUUAUCCAGCAGUAGAUCCUUUAGAUUCAACCUCGACUAUGUUACAGCCUCGGAUCGUUGGCAACGAACAUUAUGAAACUGCGCAAAGAGUUAAGGAAACUUUACAACGUUACAAAGAACUUCAGGACAUUAUUGCAAUUCUUGGCUACCAUGGCCACCCCAGAUACCCUUGA
Messenger RNA from Triticum dicoccoides, 930 nucleotides. RefSeq names its product ATP synthase subunit beta, chloroplastic-like. Gene Ontology annotation, cellular component: chloroplast thylakoid membrane; proton-transporting ATP synthase complex. The transcript has 2 exons. Lineage: Eukaryota; Viridiplantae; Streptophyta; Magnoliopsida; Poales; Poaceae. The annotation marks the transcript as partial. Gene Ontology annotation, biological process: proton motive force-driven mitochondrial ATP synthesis. The record is from RefSeq and is a predicted model, not a curated record. Gene Ontology annotation, molecular function: ATP hydrolysis activity; ATP binding; proton-transporting ATP synthase activity, rotational mechanism.